CUACUACUACUGCUACUGCGCCUACUAGUACCUCUCGCGCGCGUGGUGACCGUGACCCAAGAAACCGCUCGAAGGUUCGCGGGCUUUUUUUGCCAAGUGAUGAAAUAGAAGAUGACGACGGCGAAGACGAUGCUGCUGCCGUUCCGGUGCCAUCUCUAGGCGACGCGCUUGGCGUCGAGCUCGAGCAAGACGACGCACCUCACGUCGAUCGAGACGACGUUCUUCUCGUCGAUCAAGACGACGCAUUUUGCGCCGAUGAAAGCGACGUACUUCGAGCCGAUCAGUGUGGCGAUGGUGGAAGCGCAUCUGCAGCGGGCGUUGGGUCGGUCCUCGAAGAGGAGACAACGCGGGAAACAGCGGCCGGCCAUGGAAGAGGGAGCGCCAUUCAAAAGCUUCGCGGCAUAACCGCCGAGCGCCUUCGUGAGUACACAUUCAAUGAGGGGCGCUACACGAUUCCCCGGCCACGUCUAGCGGAUGACGCAGAGUGGG
Molecule: messenger RNA, 489 nt
Organism: Amoebophrya sp. A25
Lineage: Eukaryota; Dinophyceae; Syndiniales; Amoebophryaceae
Source: the annotation of a GenBank genome assembly